Molecule: messenger RNA, 2696 nt
Organism: Xenopus tropicalis (tropical clawed frog)
Lineage: Eukaryota; Metazoa; Chordata; Amphibia; Anura; Pipidae
Gene: ddx6
Product: DEAD-box helicase 6
Cellular component (GO): cytoplasmic ribonucleoprotein granule; P-body; cytoplasm
Molecular function (GO): RNA helicase activity; nucleic acid binding; ATP binding
Source: RefSeq, marked provisional
GGAGGAAGGAAGCCAUUUUGGAGCUUCGAGUAAGAGAAACACACGGAGAGCAAACAAAAACAUAAUAGUUAUACUUAUAGUGAGUAAUAAACAAAGAGAAACGACGGAAACAAACGGACAACACGACGACGAGGAGUCCGACGUGUCCGAGCCCGGGAUUGACUUGAAGGAACGGACUUUAUUCUUAGUUUUGGGCUUUUUUUAAUAAAGGAAAUUGAUUUUGUGCACCAGAGCAAGUGAUUUCACUGUUGACAGACUUUAAGGACAAGCACUUGCUUGUGUUGCAAUAACAAAGACUCAUAUAUUGAGCAAGACUUUAUCUCUUCAUUUCGAAGAGUCAAAUAAACUUAUUACAGUCUCUGUACUGACUUUAAACCUUGUGAAGCUGAAAAGACACACCUUCAAAGGGACAAUUUAAUUAAAUACAAAACAAAAUGAGCACCGCCAGAACCGAGAACCCUGUUUUAAUGGGUAUGUCCAGCCAGAAUGGGCAGCUAAGAGGCCCAUUGAAACCCAGUGCAGGGCCUGGAGGUGGGGGGACACAGACACAACAAAUAAACCAGCUGAAAAAUGCCAGCACAAUCAACAGUGGCAGUCAGCAGCAAGCACAGAGCAUGAGCAGCGUUAUAAAACCUGGUGAUGACUGGAAGAAGACAUUAAAACUCCCUCCAAAAGACCUUAGAAUCAAGACUUCGGAUGUCACCUCCACAAAAGGAAAUGAAUUUGAAGAUUACUGUUUAAAAAGAGAGCUGCUCAUGGGGAUAUUUGAAAUGGGAUGGGAGAAACCAUCUCCAAUACAGGAGGAGAGCAUUCCCAUUGCAUUGUCCGGUAGGGAUAUCUUGGCUAGAGCAAAAAAUGGAACUGGCAAGAGUGGAGCCUACCUCAUUCCCUUACUUGAACGGCUAGACCUAAAGAAGGACUGUAUACAAGCAAUGGUGAUUGUUCCUACUCGAGAACUGGCACUACAGGUCAGUCAGAUUUGCAUCCAGGUCAGCAAGCACAUGGGCGGGGUCAAAGUCAUGGCGACAACAGGGGGCACAAAUCUGAGAGAUGAUAUAAUGAGGCUUGAUGAUACAGUACAUGUAGUAAUAGCAACUCCUGGCAGGAUUCUGGAUCUCAUUAAAAAAGGUGUGGCUAAAGUAGACCAUAUCCAGAUGAUCGUGUUGGAUGAGGCAGACAAACUACUGUCUCAGGAUUUUGUGCAAAUAAUGGAGGAUAUAAUUAUCACGCUACCUAAAAACAGACAGAUUCUACUUUACUCAGCCACAUUUCCCCUCAGUGUUCAGAAGUUUAUGACUUCCCAUUUGCAAAAACCCUAUGAGAUUAACCUGAUGGAGGAAUUAACGCUGAAGGGAGUAACGCAAUAUUAUGCCUAUGUGACUGAACGGCAGAAAGUUCACUGCCUCAACACACUGUUCUCUAGGCUCCAAAUCAACCAGUCAAUAAUUUUCUGCAACUCCUCCCAACGGGUUGAACUCCUGGCUAAGAAAAUAUCUCAGUUGGGCUAUUCGUGUUUCUAUAUCCAUGCAAAGAUGAGACAAGAGCACAGGAAUCGUGUUUUCCAUGAUUUCAGAAAUGGUUUGUGCCGAAAUCUUGUUUGCACUGAUCUGUUUACCCGUGGUAUUGAUAUCCAAGCUGUGAAUGUGGUGAUAAACUUUGACUUUCCAAAGCUGGCGGAGACAUACUUGCAUCGCAUAGGAAGAUCAGGUCGCUUUGGCCACCUUGGGCUUGCCAUAAACUUGAUCACUUAUGAUGACCGAUUCAACCUUAAAAGUAUUGAAGAACAGCUGGGAACUGAAAUCAAACCCAUACCCAGCAGCAUAGACAAGAGCUUAUAUGUGGCAGAAUAUCACAGUGAAUCUGGAGAAGACAAACCUUAACCUGAACGCUUUGUCACUGAGACCCGUUGAAGACAAGAAGAUCUUGUCCUUACAUGCAUCACUUAAGAGGGUUUCAUCCCCACAUGCCUUUUACUUUAUAUUUAGAGCUUCCCACCCCUUCUGGAACACUGACCAGCAUAUAUCAAACCUGCAUUGUCAUCAUCUUCUCCCUCCCCCUUGUCUCAGGACAGUACCCUACAAACCCCAAAUGUUUGCACUGCGUUUUCACCUUUUAGUUGCACUUAAUGCCCCCCCCUUUUUUUUUUUUUGACAUGUUUCUCAUGGGGAUGGGAAGCUAACCCUGUUGUCCAUUUUGUUUGGAGGGGCCUAAAAAUUAGGUACAGCCUUCUGCUUCUAAACAUUUUGCUUCCAGAUGACCCAGUAUUACUGCUUAAGACAUUUCAGGAUCCUCUGGCAGCAACAGUUCUAAUACAUACAUAUAUAUAUAAUUUUUUUUUUUAUCCCCCCUGUCUGCAUCCUUAUGUGGCGUGAUGGAGUCUCACUGAAUUUUUAUUUUUCGUAAGCAAACUUAUCUUUUUACUUGUGCAAAGUGCCUUACGCUACGAGACCAUUCAAGAUCAUCUUCGCAAUGCAGCCCUUGGGAUUCAAAAACAUUCUUAUCUUUCCUACUCCCAGCCCCACUAAAUUGAAACCUGCAAAAUUUACAGCUGGUGUUGUAUUGUAAAACUCUUCCAUAUGUAUAAAUCUGGUGUUUUUCCCCCACCCCUCCAAUAUUUCCAAAAAAAAAAGCAAGAACAUUUUGUAACUCCAGGUCCCCAGAUAUGUAAAUAUGAUGAACUUUAUUAAAAAAAAAAA